Histoplasma mississippiense is the source of this 975-nucleotide messenger RNA. Its product is annotated as transaldolase. The transcript has 7 exons. Gene Ontology annotation, cellular component: cytoplasm; intracellular anatomical structure. The coding region runs from base 1 to 975 and encodes 324 amino acids. The record is from RefSeq and is a predicted model, not a curated record. Gene Ontology annotation, biological process: pentose-phosphate shunt, non-oxidative branch; carbohydrate metabolic process; pentose-phosphate shunt. Gene Ontology annotation, molecular function: transaldolase activity. Lineage: Eukaryota; Fungi; Ascomycota; Eurotiomycetes; Onygenales; Ajellomycetaceae.
AUGUCUUCCUCCCUUCAUCAAUUAAAAGCCACUGGCACCGUUGUGGUCUGUGAUUCUGGCGACUUUGCAACCAUAGGCAAAUAUAAGCCUCAAGAUGCCACCACCAACCCUUCGUUAAUCCUCGCCGCUUCGAAGAAGCCAGAAUACGCUAAGUUGAUCGAUGCAGCAGUUGAAUACGGAAAGAAACAAGGCAACACUAUCGACGAACAGGUCGAUGCCACUCUCGACCGUCUUUUGGUCGAGUUUGGCAAAGAGAUCUUGAAGAUCAUCCCCGGAAAAGUCUCAACUGAAGUCGAUGCCCGCUUCUCCUUCGAUACCAAAGCCUCUGUCGACAAGGCUCUCCACAUCAUCGAACUCUACAAGGCCGUUGGCGUCCCUAAAGAACGUGUCUUGAUCAAAGUCGCGUCUACAUGGGAAGGCAUCCAAGCUGCCCACAUUCUCCAAUCACAGCACGGUGUCAACUGCAACUUGACAUUGAUGUUCUCGCUAGUCCAAGCCAUUGCUGCUGCUGAAGCUGGCGCAUACCUCAUCUCCCCGUUCGUCGGCCGAAUCCUCGACUGGUACAAAGCAGCCAUGAAGAAAGACUUCAGCCCUGAAGAAGACCCUGGAGUCACGAGCGUGCAGAACAUUUUCAAUUACUACAAGAAAUACGGUUAUAAGACCAUAGUCAUGGGUGCCUCCUUCCGGAAUACCGGGGAAAUCACCGAAUUAGCUGGAUGCGACUAUUUGACCAUCUCGCCCAAUCUCCUCGAAGAACUCUACAACUCUACCGCAGCCGUCCCCAAGAAGCUAGACGCUGCGGGCGCUUCCAGCCUCGACAUUCCCAAGCGCACGUACCUCCACGACGAAGCCACCUUCCGUUUCGAGUUCAACGAGGAACAAAUGGCGGUCGAGAAGCUGCGGGAGGGUAUAUCCAAGUUUGCUGCGGAUGCAGUUACCCUCAAGAACAUUCUCAGAGAGAAGAUCAGUUCGUAG